CACCUUCCUCGCACAGGACUUUCAUAACGUCAUGCAUACUGAUUAAGCGUUAUAAAACCUCUCGCGACGUUUCAUCCUCAGUUUGAAACAAAAAGGCAAUCGCUGAAGUCUCGCGAUGGUUUUCUCUGCGGAGCCACCCUUCCCCGGUGCCGUCUGCAGUGUAUAUAAAAGCAGGCAGAGAGGGGCUGUGAGUGUAGGAGGAGCUUUGGCAAGGUCGACAGCAGCAUCUUUUAAAACCACAAAUCUCUCAAGUGGACCCUACUGACUCCGGCGAGGCGAAGGUUUCUGGAACUUUUAGACUUACUACCACAGAAAGAGAAGAAGCGUGGUGGUAACUUUCCAGCUUGUAUUCGCAUGUCUUGACGAAGCUAAGAAGCUAUCUGCCACUACUGCCGCCCUCUGCUCGGCAUCCUGCGUCUUUCCUCAGCGGGCAGCACCGCGUGUGUUUUCCUGGAACUAGCAGGGGCUUAGUGAGGGGCACCUCCGCGCGUUCUUUACUGAUUUCGUAGUUCCAUACGAGUGCUGUGCACACAACUUCCACAUUUUGCAUCACAGCUAUGUCGGAACCAUCCUCUGCGCCAGCAGAGACUUUAGUCUCGGAAAAUUAUGUUUUAGCUCCAGAUGCCGGGCAAAGGCCGUCCGGUCCGACACCCAGUCAGAGUCGCUUUCAGGUCGAUCUUGUGUCUGAAGCCGCGGGCGCCUCUGAGGAAAAGUCUGGAAGCUCCGAAAACUCCGCCGAGGGUACUGAUCCGGGGGCCGGGGGGGAGGAAGCCAAAGGCCGCUUCAGGGUGGUGAAUUUUGCGGAUCCGAACGGAUCGGGGAGCGCGGCCUCUCCUGAGGGAAUGCCGCCUGAAGGAUUACAAAACGGAGACACGGUGAUGAGCGAGACCAGCUUGCAUUCAUCUACAGGGGGCCAGCAUCACUACCAUUAUGACACCCAUACCAACACCUAUUAUUUGAGGACCUUUGGCCACAACACUAUUGAUGCUGUGCCCAAAAUUGACUUUUACCGGCAGACGGCCGCGCCUCUGGGGGAGAAACUUAUGAGACCCACCCUGUCGGAGCUCCAUGACGAAGUGGACAAGGAGCCGUUUGAGGAUGGCUUUCCUAAUGGUGAUGAGCUGACACCGGCUGAAGAGGCUGCUGCUAAAGAGGCAGCCGAGCCUAAAGGAGUGGUCAAGUUUGGCUGGAUUAAAGGGGUUCUGGUACGCUGCAUGCUGAACAUUUGGGGCGUUAUGCUGUUUAUCCGGAUGACAUGGAUUGUUGGCCAGGCUGGAAUUGCUCUUUCCUGUGUGAUCGUAUGCAUGGCCAGUGUUGUGACAACCAUCACCGGCCUCUCCACCUCUGCCAUAGCUACCAAUGGAUUUGUGCGAGGAGGGGGAGCAUACUACUUGAUCUCAAGGAGUUUGGGACCAGAGUUUGGAGGCUCUAUUGGCCUGAUCUUCGCCUUUGCCAAUGCAGUGGCUGUAGCCAUGUAUGUAGUUGGCUUUGCUGAAACUGUUGUGGAACUUCUCAAAGGUGCGGAUGCGCUCAUGACUGAUGAGAUCAAUGAUAUCCGAAUAAUUGGCACCAUCACAGUAAUUGUUCUCCUGGGCAUCUCUGUGGCAGGAAUGGAAUGGGAGGCCAAGGCCCAGAUCGUCUUGCUGGUUGUCCUUGUCACAGCCAUUGUGAACUACUUUAUCGGAUCCUUCAUUCCUGUACAAUCAAAGGAAUCUGCAGGCUUCUUUAGAUAUGAUGCUCAAAUCAUGUGGGAGAACAUAGGACCGGACUUUCGUCAAGGCGAGACGUUCUUCUCUGUCUUUGCCAUCUUCUUCCCCGCAGCCACUGGUAUUCUGGCUGGUGCAAACAUUUCAGGAGACCUUGCUGACCCACAGAUGGCUAUCCCCAAAGGAACACUUCUUGCAAUAUUGAUUACAGGGAUAGUCUACUUGGGGGUUGUAGUUUCAACAGGGUCUUGUAUUGUGAGAGAUGCCAGUGGAAAUUUAAAUGACACAGUCAGUUCUCAGUUUAUGGCAAACUGUACUAAUGCUUCCUGCAAGUUUGGCUUUGACUUCUCAAGCUGUAGGAUCUCUGGAAAUAGCUGCCGCUAUGGACUCCAAAAUGACUUCCAGGUGAUGAGCUUGGUUUCAGGUUUUUCACCAAUCAUCUCAGCAGGAAUCUUCUCUGCCACUCUGUCCUCUGCACUGGCCUCUUUAGUGAGCGCACCUAAAGUUUUCCAAGCUUUAUGUAAAGAUAACAUCUACCCUUACAUUGGAAUAUUUGCCAAAGGAUACGGCAAGAACAACGAGCCUCUCAGAGGCUACAUCCUGACCUUCGGCAUCGCUCUGGCCUUUAUUCUUAUUGCUGAGUUGAACAUAAUUGCACCUAUUAUCUCCAACUUUUUCCUGGCAUCCUAUGCCUUGAUCAAUUUCUCGGUGUUUCAUGCAUCACUGGCCAACUCUCCAGGCUGGCGUCCCAGCUUUAAAUACUACAACAUGUGGGUUUCCCUUGCUGGAGCUAUACUGUGCUGUGUGGUGAUGUUUGUCAUCAACUGGGCGGCUGCCCUCCUCACCAAUGUCAUUGUUAUGGCUCUCUACAUCUAUGUUAGCCACAAAAAGCCAGAUGUGAACUGGGGCUCAUCAACCCAGGCUCUGACCUACCAACAGGCUCUGAGCCACACACUUCACCUUAGUGCAGUGGAGGACCAUGUCAAGAAUUUCAGACCGCAGUGCUUGGUGAUGACUGGUUAUCCCAACUCUCGUCCUGCUCUCCUGGAUCUUGUUCACUCCUUUACUAAGAAUGUUGGCCUUAUGAUUUGUGGUCAUGUCCGCAUGGGCUACAGAAAGCCCAACUUCAAAGAUCUUGCUGCAGACCAGUCCAGAUACCAGCGCUGGCUGAUGAGGAACGAGACCAAGGCAUUCUACACACCAGUAUUUGCAGAGGACCUAAGACAGGGUUCCCAGUACCUGCUCCAGGCUGCUGGUCUUGGUCGUCUCCGGCCAAACACACUGGUGCUUGGUUUCAAGAAUGACUGGAGAGAUGGUGACAUGAUGAAUGUGGAGACUUACAUUAAUAUGAUCCAUGAUGCCUUUGACUUCCAGUAUGGUGCUGUUAUUCUGCGACUGAAGGAGGGGCUGGAUGUGUCUCAUAUCCAAGGACAAGAUGAGUUGUUGUCCUCUCAAGAUAAAUCUUCAGGAGCGAAGGACAUCAUUGUGUCCAUUGACACAAGCAAAGACUCAGACUGUGAUUCAUCCAAGCCGUCUUCAAAGACCACCAGCCUUCAGAACAGCCCGGCUGUACACAAAGAUGGUGAUGAAGAUGGCAAAGCUACAACUCAGCCCCUGUUGAAAAAAGACAAGAAGAGUCCAACAGUACCUUUAAAUGUGUCUGACCAGAGGCUGCUGGAGGCGAGCCAGCAGUUCCAGCACAAACAGGGGAAGGGCACAGUGGACGUCUGGUGGCUGUUUGACGAUGGAGGUCUGACCCUGUUGAUCCCCUACCUACUGACUAACAAGAAGAGGUGGAAGGAGUGCAAGAUCCGCGUUUUCAUUGGAGGCAAGAUCAACAGAAUUGAUCAUGACCGCAGAGCGAUGGCAACUCUACUGAGCAAGUUCAGAAUAGACUUCUCCGACAUCACUGUGCUGGGAGACAUCAACACCAAACCCAAGAAGGAGCAUGUGGCAGCCUUUGAGGAGAUGGUUGAGCCAUACCGCCUGAAGGAAGACAACAUGGAGCUGGAGGCAGCUGAGGGAUUAAAAAACAGUGAACCCUGGAGAAUCACGGACAAUGAGCUGGAACUCUACCGUGCCAAGACCAACCGUCAGAUCAGGCUCAACGAGCUGCUGAAGGAGCACUCAAGCAUAGCCAACCUCAUCGUCAUGAGCCUGCCGUUAGCUCGUAAGGGAGCGGUCUCCAGUGCCCUCUACAUGGCCUGGCUGGAGGUGCUGUCUAAGGACCUUCCCCCCAUCCUCUUUGUGCGCGGCAACCACCAGAGCGUCCUCACCUUCUAUUCUUAGUCCUAGCACAGGGGAGAAAACCUGUGUUUUUAGGUUUCACUUUCACUUCUGCAGCUGCAAGCAAAGCCACACAUGUCCCAGUUAAAGCCCAAAAUUAAAGGUGCAUAAUAACACUUCAGAAACUGUAGAAAGCACAGCCACUGCUGAUAUAAAGAAGGACGUGGAACUGGUUGAGAUGUUUAAAAGAUCUAUAUUUGAAGACGGAAUGUCAGGGUUAGGGUUAUUAGUAAGGUUGCCCUCUCAGCCCCUUUUUGUAUUUAUUCCAAAUUGUCCUUUUUUCUUGUAACUUUAGUUUUUUUUUAUUAUUAUUUUUUGUCAUUUCUGUUCAAAGUCCUUUUUUCUCAGGCUCUAAAGCAGGCAUGCACAACAUUUUUACUUUGUUGUUGUCAUGAUAUGGAAAUUAUUUUGAACUUAUUAGGAUUAAUGCUGUACUUAUUGUUGCAGCAAUAAUCACCUUUUUUUGUUUGAACAUUGGAGAGAACAACAGAAUGCUUUGCAACACCUUCUAAAGCCUUACAGAUGUGCCUUUCGGUUGGAUCUGAUGAAAUAAUUCUAAGCGCUAAUCAGAUUGACAAUAUAACACAUGAUAUUGGUGGAUACAUAAUUUAAUGCAUUUUUAUUGUGAUCCCAUCUGAUUGCUAGAAUUUAGUAAAAGAUUUCCACUUGGUUGCAUGAAGCCUUUUUGUCUUUUUUUUUUUUUUUUAGAUUCCUCUAAUCUGCUCAUAAUGAUUCCGAGCUUAGUUUGUCUUCCAUUGUAAAGUUGUUGAUUAUUUUCAAUAGGCUGUUACUGGACACAUGUGACCCUUUGGGCAUAGUGCCUGGAUACGAUUGUAUUUGGUUUUAAAUUAAACCAGCUGUUAGUAAAGAUGUGAAUCUAAUGUUUAAUUAGCCUUGUUGGGAAGCUGCUGACUGACUACACUGAGAGUUCCUCCGAGUAAUGUUUCUGUUCUUCCCCUCUAAAGAUACUACUCUCCUCAACAACCUAAUUAAAAUCUUGCCUUAAUGAUUGUUCUAACAAUGGUUUCCCUGUCUCCAAAGCCAUACUGGCUAUGUUAUUUAUGUAUCAAUGCAGGAAGCAAUCCAUGGUUUUGUCUCAAGUCUAAUUUUGCUUGUAAUGUAAAUGCAUUUGUAGUAUUUCUGAGUUUUGUGUACUCUGGUUUUUGCUGCACAUUGCUGUGAAGUAGUCCGUCAGCUGUAAUAUUUGGCACUGAUGUAUACUUUCAUGUCAGCUUACUUGGCUCCUUGUUUGCCAUCAGGCUACUCUGAGAACUGGUGGCCUCCAAUUCUCACAGUGCUUACAUAUUUGUGACAUUUUCACACCUCUAGAUAGAGAAUGUUGUUUGGCUGAGUAAAAAUGUACCUCUAUGCAUAUGAUCUUGUAAAUUGAAGUUAUGAUCCAGUUGUUUUCUGUGCAAAGACCCUUGUUUCAUUGGAUGAGAACCUUCAACACGUCCUUCAUUGGUCUGAAGAAGCAGUGCUAUGGUUCCAUGAAAAGCCAUAUGUAAACUUUUCCACUCUGAUAAUGCGUGUAAAAUAGGUCACACGUAGAACAUGUCUUUGCUCACACAAACCCAGAGUAUAACUGUCAUUUAUAUUUGGAGAGGUUUUUAGUAAAUAAAUCCACAGAGCUAGAGACACAUUUAUAACUAUUGCUUAUGCAAUCACGAAAAGCGAAUAAGUAGACGCCUAAUGAUGCACUUCUGCUGUCAAACUUGGAUUCAUGACAAGAAAAGUUAAUUGGUCAAUUUGAUUAACAGAUCAGAGUCAACGUGGUUUUACAGGACGUUUGAAUGUGAUUGCACAGGGUCUACAUAUAGGCAAGUCAGAAGAACAGCUCUUAUGUUUGCUGAUCAUUGUGGUUGUAGCUGAGAAACAGCUACAAGUAUAACUGUAAAGUAAAAUUUAUUUUAACAAGUACAGCCUUCACCUUGUUGCUUCCAUAUAAUCUGUCACUGAUUGUAUGCCGUUUUUGAGGAAGAAUGUCAAACCAUACUUAGGUUAGUGGAAUGUACAGUAUUCUGAUGAACUCCAGCUUCCAAGCAGGUAGCUAGUUUCUUUUUUUCGUCAUUCUCAUGCAUCUGGUUUUUCACAUUGACUGCAAUAAGCACAGCACUUUCUCCCCUUUAUCAUUCUUCUGCUGUGUUUUAGGCGCUGUGUCCUGACGUGUAAAGUGAAGAGGGAUGGUCAAAAUACUUACAUCAUCAAUAUACCCAUCCUUAGAAGUGUGAAAGCAACAGCUCCAUCCUAUUUUUUUGGGAAGCAACUUCCCAGCUCAUUUCUGGUGUUCGGAAUAAGUUUUUGGAAGCGUUUACUUUGUCAAGGUUGGGCAUAACAAACUGUUUUCCCAAAAACAAGAGCUGUCCAGACACUAUUCAGAAUUUGUUCAGUUCAGUUUAAAAAUUCGGCAUAUUCACCAACAGAUGCAGCUAUUUGGGGUGAUCAACAUUGACUUCACAUGUGAUCACCAUAUUUAGUAGUAGUUAGUGGAAUAAUUUAAAGAAAGUAUUCAGUUUUUCUUGGCUGUACCUCUGUCCCUUCAUUCAUUCACACACAAAUACUAAUAAAACUCCAACUUACCCAUUAUCUAAUUUGGUUCCUCAGUAAAUCACUUGUAUUUUGUAGUGCAACUGUAGUCCUGUGUGUGUGCAAUAAUUAGAUUCAAUCACAUUUUGAAAUUAAUUGAUUUUGAUUGAUGCAGUCAUGGAACCAACAGUUCUAAUUAUACUUGUAUAGUUUUUGCAAACAUAAUCAAUUGGAGUUUGUCUUCACCAUCAUAAAUCAAUGUUUGAUAAUAACCCAUCCCAGGCAGCCACUACACAAUACAAGCUAUUUUGAACUGCUAAUAGUGAGUUCUAUAAAUGUCUAUUGAGUUCUUCAGCAUGAACUACUUUGAAGAAUACACUAAUUCAUGCUCAGAACAAGCUAUUUUAUUUUAGGAUGGACUCUGAAACAGAACAGAAAUGAGCUCUGAGUUUUGACGUCUGAAGGCACCUUUGUGUACUAAACCAAAUAAAGGCGUGACCCGAUGUUCAUAAUCACA
Messenger RNA from Girardinichthys multiradiatus, 7035 nucleotides. RefSeq names its product solute carrier family 12 member 2-like. Gene Ontology annotation, molecular function: sodium:potassium:chloride symporter activity; ammonium channel activity. Bases 558 to 3995 code for a protein of 1145 amino acids. The transcript has 27 exons. Gene Ontology annotation, biological process: sodium ion homeostasis; chloride transmembrane transport; chloride ion homeostasis. The record is from RefSeq and is a predicted model, not a curated record. Lineage: Eukaryota; Metazoa; Chordata; Actinopteri; Cyprinodontiformes; Goodeidae. Gene Ontology annotation, cellular component: membrane.